This is a messenger RNA of Durusdinium trenchii, 823 nucleotides long. The record is from the annotation of a GenBank genome assembly. NCBI's taxonomy places the organism in Eukaryota, Dinophyceae, Suessiales, Symbiodiniaceae.
GAAGGAAUCGAAGGAACAAGAAUGGAGAAAGAGGUUUGGAUCCUCUCUAUCUAAGAUUCGCACAUUGAAGGCGCAGAAGGCGCGGCUGUGGCUGAAACGGAACCAAGAAGCACUUAUCGCGCAUUUUCCGGAAGGAAUCGAAGGAACAAGAAUGGAGGAUGGAGCGUGAAUCCCUACAAUCUCAGAUUCACGAUCUGACACAGAAGGCAGCGAUGUCAGAGAAGAACAAGGAUGCAGAAAUUGAGCGGUUGAAGAUCGCAGCAGCGACGUCAGAGAAGAGCAAGGAUGCAGAAAUCAAGCGUCUGAAGAUCGCAGCAGCGAUGUCAGAUGCAGAAAUCAAAGGACUGAAAGCGCAAUUGGAGUUAGAGAAACAGAACCGCUGGUGGAAGAUGCAAUCGCAGCAGAACGCCCGGAGCGCAGAGAUUGAGCAGAUGAGGAAUGAAAUUUGUUCCCUGGUGAGGCGCUUGCAUCUUCCACCGCAAGUAGAAGGAGAAACCUGGCAGUAUCAGACAAACAGUGGUGAGUGGGCCGAAUUUCAAGACAAAGCCAACAAAGAGCUCAUGCUCAAGUUUCAGGAAGGCCAACAGACAUGUGAGAUGACGAUAGACGGUAUAGCAUACGACUAUGAUUUUCAGGUCAUGAACCAGACGAACAAGCGCACCAAAAAAGCGCGCAGUAUCCGGUUCUGUUCGAACCUUCCGCACCACUGGGGCAUCACUGAUGCGGAUUCCUUGAAGAUGUUGCUGCCAGUGAAUCAAGGGAAUGGUCAGGAUGGAUCCGACGAUCGCAUUUGUUUUGUAACAGAUCCUGCCGUCAUGUCAAC